AGCGAUUGUUACCACCAUUCUAGUUUCCUCCGGACGAACGAGCCUGGAGCUGAGCUUGCCACCUUCAGUGGAGUCGGAUUGCGCCUGCUCUGUUGCAUACAAUUAGUGUGCUCUCUCAUGACUUCACGAAAUGACAGAACGUGACCGUGCGAGGCACUUGGCUGUCGACGUCGACUCGGGGUAUUGCCGAGUCCAUCGAGUUCCGCACUUGAGUUUCUAUCACCGGGACCUGAUUCCGACCUGUUUCGAUCGACACAUAAUCCGCACGAUGUGUCAAACCUCGACUCAAAUCUCAUGCCAGACGUAAGGAAAGAGGAAGAACGGACGAUCCCCACGCCAGGAGUUGCCUUCAUCUUUCUCCGAGCUUGAGGAAAAUCCCGUCCGUCGAUGUUCAUCAUCUCAAUCAACGAGACGAUGCACUCUUCCCAAAUCCCGAGUGAGGAUCUUGAGAAGCAGACUUCCAGCUCUGCUCGGCCGAAAACUUCGGGAGAAUAUUGAAGACGUCCACGUUGUAAAUGGUUCACACACCAGCAUCCUGUGAAUGCGUGUCUCGAUUGGAUUCGAUUCGACGAGGCAGCAAAUCGCCGAUGCAGAUGCAGAGACGUUGGCAAUCGAGAGUCGUCGUGUGCGCUUGUGUGCAGGUAGUGGUCCUCGGUCACAUAGUUGCAGCGAACGGCUGGACUUCCCACACAGACCUGAAACCGGCAAACCAUGGCCAUGGGCUCGGACCGCAAGAGGUACAGCAGCAGCAGUGUCACCGGAAGCUCAAGGUCGGCGUGAACCUGACGGACGACGUGGUGCAUCGGAGACGACUGGCAGUGGCAAGCGAGGACCUUCCGAAAUAUGCAUACCUCACCGACAGCGAAGGGGUUUACCGGAAGAAAGUUCUCGGCUGGAGAGAGGCUGCGUAUGCCGAAGGCGUCCCGAACCCCAUGGGGUUCACCGGCAACAGCCUGGCCAUACCGGUUGUUCAAGGACGAGGAUUGUACAGGGCGGAGAUCCACGUCGGCAGCCCCGCACAGAAGCUGCUGCUUGAGCUGGACACAGGCAGCGAUUUGACGUGGAUCAAGUGCAGGCCCGGCGUGGCGUGCCAGCAGGGCGAGUUCGGGAACGAUGUGCUCUUCGAUCCGCAAAGGUCGUCGACAUUCGGAAAUUACUUCUCCGAGAGUCUGCUCGAUCAAGGCGACGAAGGCCGCACCUUCGCGGUGCAAUGCACUCACGAUGAUGAGAAAUCGGCCCCCGUGUGCAGGUUUCUUCAGAAAUACGCAGAUGGGUCGUACGCCGGCGGAGGAUUGGUUAUGGAUUCGAUCUCGAUCCCGGAUAUGGGCGACGCGAAGGUGGCGACGUCGUCCCUCGUGCUGGGAUGCGAGAGCAGCAGCUUCGGCGACUUCGAGACAGGACUGCUGGGCCUCGGACGGGGCAGGCUCUCGCUCCCCUCGCAGAUCGGCGAGCUCUACGGCCACAAGUUCGCCUACUGCUUGAGCACUGCUGAGCAUUACAACAGCAGCUUUCUGAGGUUCGGAGAAUCUGCAACUCCCGGCGUUCCGGGCAUGAAGUAUCUGUCUCUGAUCCAGAAUCCCAAGCGUCCGAGCCUCUACUACUUGCGUCUGGAGGGCCUCAGCGUCGGCCAGCGGCAGCUGCAGCUGUCCGCAGACGAUUUCUCCAUCGACGCCAGAACUGGUGCUGGAGGAGUGGUGCUGGACUCGGGAACGACUUACACUUUUCUGCCGCCGGUCGUGUAUAGGAAGCUGACGGAGGCUUUUGAGAAGAAGAUGACUCUGCCUCGAGCAUCUUCGAGCACGAAACUGCAUCUCUGCUUCAGCGUCGUGGGCAAGAACAUGCCUUGGCUUCUGGUCCCGACAGUGACUCUGCACUUUCGAGAGGGCGAGCGGCUCGUGGACAUCGAGCUGCCGGCCGAGAAUGUUCUCAAGCAGGUGACUCCAACCAAGGUCUGCCUCGCUGCGCUUCCCAAUCACGGGCCGGCGGGUGGUCCUGCCGUGAUCGGUAACAUGUGGCAGCGCAAUUUCCAUAUUCUCAUCGACAGCCUCAACAAUUCGGUCGGCUUUUUGGGUCCCAAGGUCUGCAACAUGGACGGUUACCAUCGCUACGACUUGGCCGAAGCUUGGAAGGGUCACUUUCGUGACCCUUAUGCCCUCGCGUUUGCCAUCGCCCUCUUCGUUCCCGCCAGCUUUCUGUCAAGUUUGUUAAUAUCUCUGAUCUUGAAAGGGUACAGUCUGCAAUGCUUUGGACGUUUCAGAGUCUGAUAUCAAGGGAGUUUCGUUGGCAUUUGUCUGAACAUCGCGUCAGAGCGUCGAUACAAUUUUCGCCAUCAUCGACCUCUGCUGAAGACUGCCAAAGGUUUAUUCGAUCCACCCGAAAUUCGAUGGCACACAAGAUUAAGAAUACCAUGUGAAGUAUUAGACGGCAAGCGAAUGAGUCGAUUCCCACUCAUCCUCAUGCUCAUGCUUCUCAAGGACGAGUGGUAGAUGGGCUUCGACUUCCCGGCAAACAGCCGUGGGUGGUGAAGAAUUCUGUUACACGUCAUGGUGCAAAGCUUCCAGGUCCCUGGAGCGGUAUGGUGAAGAAGACAGUUUGGAAAGAAAUACAGUGAGAUGUGACGGUUGACUAAUGGGCUCCAGUUGCUCCAUACUCUUCAACAGUUAGCGAAGACUGGAUAGAAUUAAAAAAAGUCUACCUCGAAGUGUUGUGAAAGACACCAAGUAUGGAAACCUUUGCAAUGGUGAACCGCAUGGGAUGAACACGGAGAGUGAGGAACAGUCCAGUUCUCUUCUGCAUUGUGUGUGAUAGGCUGUCUCGCACUUGAGCGUCUAUUGUUGGUGUGAGCUGCGCUCUUCGGUGGAGUAUUGGAUUGAAGGUCCUACUGGAACGUGUGCACAGUUGACUUCCUUCAAGCUUCUAGUUCAACAAUUCCAGUGGAUUUGCAACUCAUGUGAAACCUCAAUUAUGUGAUUUAGCGAGUAAUCUUCUCAACCGAAAUAGAUUGCGAUAAUACUGAAUAGCUUGAGAAGUGAACUUCAUUUGAAAUUCAUCUCGGUGCUACGUGUCAAGAGUUUGAUAGGUUCAUAUCUCAUUCUGUUAAUUUAGGAUAUGACGUCGGACCAGGCCUCCGGUUAUCCGGGUCCAUUAGAUAUUCCAGGUCCAUUGUUAACCGAAAUCGAAGCUCCCUGAUCCUGGCUCACUCGCUGCAUUCCACCCUCCCUCGAUCCAGGCUCACCCUAAAACCAUAGCUACCUGAUAUCGUUAUCGUUUCGAUGAGGAUUCAGCAUAUUACCGUCUCCAAUCAUGACAGUAUUCUUGUUUCAGGCGUGGUACAAAAUACAAUAAUUUGAUCUUGAUAUGUAUUACCAAGCUUCGCUGGGAGCUAAAUCUCAGUUUCUCUUAGAUGAGGUAAUCAUUUAGAUCUUGGAAUGACUUUCAUCGUGCUGCCAAGUUUAAAUAGGAAGGCCUUGACCACCUCUGUGGCAAUUAAGAACUCGGUGCGGUGUAUAUUACGAUGUCCUAACUAAAGAUCUUGACUUCAAUUUCAUUGCUUCUUAAUGUAAUGCAAAA
Messenger RNA from Marchantia polymorpha subsp. ruderalis, 3570 nucleotides. Lineage: Eukaryota; Viridiplantae; Streptophyta; Marchantiopsida; Marchantiales; Marchantiaceae. The record is from the annotation of a GenBank genome assembly.